Triticum aestivum (bread wheat) is the source of this 2373-nucleotide messenger RNA. Its product is annotated as receptor like protein 29. Gene Ontology annotation, molecular function: nucleic acid binding; zinc ion binding; protein binding. NCBI's taxonomy places the organism in Eukaryota, Viridiplantae, Streptophyta, Magnoliopsida, Poales, Poaceae. The coding region runs from base 1 to 2088 and encodes 695 amino acids. The record is from RefSeq and is a predicted model, not a curated record. The transcript has 3 exons.
AUGGCUACCCCCAGCCCUGCAGCGGAGACGGGGGCGGGGAGCGACUCAUCUGCGGGUCGCGCCGCCCGGAAGCAAUUGGAGGAGGCGCUGGGUAAACUUGACAUCUCAGAGGAAGAAGCGACUCCUCUGAUACUAGAUGAUCGCAACGACGACGGGCCGAAGAAGUGGCUGGUGGCUGGCAAGGUACUGCAUCGUAACCAACUCCACAUCCAGACUAUCACCAACGCUCUCCGGCCGGCGUGGGGCAAUCCGCGAGGUCUUCAAUUCAGAUCUACGGGAGUCAAUGUCUUCGUGGCGGAAUUUGAGAGCCAGAGAGACAGAGAUAGGGCUUGGGGUGGAUCCCCAUGGCACAUCAACAAGAAUGCCGUGAUUUUGGCAGAGUUUGAUGAGUGCAUGAGACCCGAUGAGGUGAAGUUUGACAAGCUAUUGGUGUGGGCUAGGGUUGUGAACUUGCCAUACAAUCUUCUGGAUGAAACCUGGUGGAAUCCCAUAGCCAAACAGAUGGAUAAGAACGCAUCUUCGGUUAAAUUUGAGCACAAUGGUGGAUACUUGAGAGCCAGGAUUUCUAUUGAUGUUGCCAAGCCACUUAGGCGUUGGAUUUUGAUCGACUCGGCUAGGAGGAAAAAGGUGGAUAUGUAUGACAUUCAGUAUGAACAGAUACCCUACUUUUGUUUCUCCUGUGGAAGACUAGGGCAUUCGGAGCUAUAUUGCCCUAAUCCUGGUUCUAGAGGUGAGAAGGGCGAGCUGCCGUUUGGUCCCAACCUGAGGGCUCCAGAGGAGUUCUGGAAGCCAGCUAGUAGUGGUAACACAUCACGGUCAGGUGCUAGCAAGCCGGCCACAAAGAAUUCCAGCACUAACAAGGACAAAGGUGAGGAAGUUGAGUCUCCGAACAAGAGUAAACAACCACGGAAGAGGAAAGAGGCACCUAACCAGCUUGGAACCCCAUUCUGUUGUUUUCUGCAGGGGGUGUCAUGUGAUCUCUUCAAUGGCCUGUGGCACCCAACAGUGGUCAGCAUCGGUCCGGUGCUCGACAACUCGCUGCAGUGCGCCCCGGACGCCAGGUUCCGCCCCCAGCUCUUCGACCUCCGGCGCCUCAAGAGCCUCACCUUCUACGCCUGCUUCCCGGCGACCAACCCCACGGCGAUCCCGGCCGCGAACUGGGACAGGCUCGCCGGCACCCUCGAGACGCUCGAGUUCCGCUCCAACCCGGGCCUGGCCGGCGCCAUCCCGGCGUCCCUCGGCCGCCUGGCCAGCCUGCAGUCCCUGGUCCUCGUCGACAACAACCUCACGGGCGCCGUGCCGCCGGAGCUCGGCGGGCUGGCGAAGCUGCGGCGGCUCGUGCUGUCCGGGAACGGGCUGUCGGGCCCGGUGCCGGCGACGCUCGGUGGGCUCAAGGGGCUGCUCAAGAUGGACCUCAGCAACAACCGCCUCGACGGCCGCAUCCCGCCGGAGCUCGCCGGCCUCGAGAGCCUCACGCUGCUCGACCUCCGGAACAACAGCCUCACCGGCGGGCUGCCGGAGUUCGUGCUGGGGAUGCCGGCGCUGCAGGACCUGCUGCUCUCCAGCAACCCGCUGCUGGGAGGCACCCUGAUGCAGCGCGGCUGGGAGAAGAUGGCGAGCCUGGCCACGCUGGACCUGUCCAACGUCGGCCUCGCCGGCGCCAUCCCGGAGUCCAUGGCGGGGAUGCCCAGGCUACGGUUCCUCGCGCUGGACCACAACCGCCUCUCGGGCACCGUGUCGGCCAAGCUCGCCUCGCUGCCGAGCAUCGGCGCGAUGUACCUCAACGGCAACAACCUGACGGGGGCGCUGGAGUUCUCGCCGGCGUUCUACGAGAGGAUGGGCAGCCGGUUCGCCUCCUGGGACAACCCCGGCCUGUGCGCCGCGGAGACGGCCGGGGGCGCGCCGACCGGCGUGGCCGUGUGCAAGGACGCGCAGGACCCGCCUCGCGUCGGCGUGAGGGACGGGAUGGAUGGGGGCGGGAAGAAGCCCGAGGCGAGCUCCAGCCUCCCGGCGUCCUCCUCUUCGUCUGCCAUGGUCGCCGUGCUCUGGUGGUCGGUGCUGGUUCAGGGGAUGGCGAUGGCGUUGUAGUCGAGGAAAGAAAGACAUGGAUGAAGCUUGUAGUUAGCUCGAUCGGCUGGUUUCCAUGGUGCUCUAGUAUUCUUUUGGCAUUUUGGUCGCGCUGUUCUUGGCAUUCUGUUCUCCUCUCUUGUGUCGGGGGAUGAAGGGAGAACAGAUGCAGAAGCAGGAGGAGUCUAGCGGUUAAAUAAAGUGAGUGAAUCUACACUCUAAAAUAUGUUUACAUACAUCUGUAUAUUAUAGUUCAUUUAAAAUGUUUAGAAAGACAAAUAUUUGGAAACGGAGGGAGCACAUGCU